CGCAAACCAUAUGACCAAAGAUGGCGUCCUGUCCCGUCCGUUCCUGUCCCCGCCGGCCUUCUUCCCUCAUAUCUGCUGCCUCUUUGCACCCCGCACCCAUCCAAGCACCCAUCUCAUAAUGAGCGAGCCCCAAAUCAUCGAAAUUGGCGUCUAUCCCAAGGAUGUCAACCGCCGCCUGAACGCCCUCAAGAACAUCCAGGACGAGCACGCCAAGAUCGAGAGCCAGUUCCGCGACGAGGUUCUUGCUCUUGAGAAGAAGUACCAUGUCAGAUACCUGCCCCUCUACGAGAAGCGCGCCGAGAUCGUGAGCGGCAGCGUCGAGCCCACCGAUGCUGAUUGCGAGCGCAGCCCCGAAGACCAGGAGGAGGAGAGCGAGGUUGUCGAGCCCGCCACCGGCAUCCCCAAGUUCUGGUUCACUGCCCUCUCGAACAACCCCUACCUCAGCGAGUUGAUCACUGCCAAGGACGAGGAGGUCCUCAAGCACCUCGUUGACAUCAAGUCGCACUACCUUGACGACAACGCCGGCUUCAAGCUCGAGUUCUUCUUCGAGCCCAACGAGUACUUCAAGAACUCUGUCCUCACCAAGACCUACUACCUCACCAACCCCCCUGACGCCCACGUCGGCGAUGUCCUCUUCGACCGCGCUGAGGGCACCCCCAUCGAGUGGAACGAAGGCAAGGAUCUCACUGUCACUGUUGAGAUCAAGAAGCAGCGCCACAAGGGCACCAACAAGACCCGCACCGUCAAGAAGACCGUCCCCGCCGAGUCCUUCUUCACUUUCUUCAGCCCCCCCAACCCUCCCACCGACGAUGCCGAUGUCGACGAGGAUCUCCUCGACGAGAUUGAGGAGCGCGUCGAGGCCGACUAUGAGGCCGGCGAGAUCAUCAAGGAGAAGAUCGUCCCCAACGCCGUCGACUGGUUCACCGGCCGUGCUCUCGAGUACGAGGAUGACUUUGAUGGUGUUCCCCCGUGGGCUGAGGAUGAUGACGACCUUGAUGAGGAUGAUGAGGACGAUGACGAUGACGAAGAUGACGACCAGGAGGCCCCCCAGGGUGAUAAACCCCCGGAAUGCAAGCAGCAGUAAAUAGCCUCGGGUGAGGAUCUGGACCGGCCGAAUCAAAUAGGAAGAAAGGAAGUUGGAAGGCAAACGCAGUGUACUGUGAAGAUUUGUCCCUGCUCCUUCACAAACCUCCAUCCGUAAUGGCCCUGACGAUUCGCCCAGUGUGUUUCGCUUCAGGCAGAUGUGCUUCUGCCUGCUGCUUCUCUGUCCAGCACUUAGCCACCUUGUGUACAUAUCAAGUUCUCACUCCCCUCCCCUCAGCGGCAAGAGAGGGGGGGGGCAAUCAGCCCGAUGCGGCAUUUGCACCAACAAUGCAACAGAGAUGAUGUUAUUGAUCCA
This is a messenger RNA of Polychytrium aggregatum, 1399 nucleotides long. RefSeq lists its product as uncharacterized. The transcript is spliced from 10 exons. The record is from RefSeq and is a predicted model, not a curated record. Bases 11 to 1084 code for a protein of 357 amino acids. NCBI's taxonomy places the organism in Eukaryota, Fungi, Chytridiomycota, Chytridiomycetes, Polychytriales. Gene Ontology annotation, molecular function: histone binding; chromatin binding. Gene Ontology annotation, cellular component: chromatin; nucleus. Gene Ontology annotation, biological process: nucleosome assembly.